AUUAAUUCGGAAAAUCUCUAACAUGAAUUAGGUGUUGGAAAAAAUCCCGUCAUCAUCAUCCCAUUCCUAAGCAUCCUGUAACUGUUACAAGUUUUGUCCUGUCAUGGCGUCAUCGGUGCCUCGGUGGUAUAGGGAAGCUCCAGCGAUAACCCUAGCCGCCUCUAAUCGAUUUCGCUGGACCAUGGCAACUCCCCUUCCGCAAGAAUGCCCCCAAGCGUCUUGUGGAGCAACGGUAAUCGGAAUCCAAAAGAUUCAUCCUUCUCUAGAUGAACUCUCAAAUCUUCAAUUCGGGCGACACAAGGUAUGUAUCGCCGUAAAGAUUCUAGCGGCUUGCACUUCACAAAAGGCAGACCUCCAAUGGAGGUCGUCCGUAAGUUUCUCAAUUCACUUGACUUUGAUUCUCUUAUGACGAGGUACACCUUCUAGUAUUUUUCUUUUAAUUUUUCGAGUACUUUUGAAAUUCAAAGUUACUGUUCAUUGUCUUCCUUCGGCGAUUUCAAACGGCAUCAGGCCUUGAGCCCCUUCUGUGAUAACGAAGUUUAGACACAUGACUCGCUUUGUUAAAAAUUGAAACACAUGAGUCUAUCGGAAAACGGGCACAACCACACAUUCUUUCCCGUACUUUUCCGGUUUUCCCAAGUAUUUUUGUAAAAUUUAUAAUUCUCAUACAAGUAUAAUAACUAAAAUUAUUGUCUAAAUUCUAUCGUCAUUUUGACCCAAGAAGUCAAUAUAAACGGUAUGUUUUUAGAGGCAAGGUAGUGUAUUCUUGUAAUAGAAUAGAUAAUGAGUAAAUCCAGGACUGGAUUUAAAAGGAUCCAAACAUUUCCACUGCACCAGUUGUCAGUUGAUAUGUAUUGCCAAGUGCGGUGAAAUAGGAAAAGUCGCACUUUUUUUGAUGGGAUAGGGAUCAUUAAAGACACAUCACUUGGAUGCAAUGUCAAAUGGAUUGGCAAUUAACGUCUGUGCUAAGAAAGCAUUAGAUGUAUUUGAACAAAUGAAAAGUAGUGGGUGGAAACCGAAUAGCAUAACCAUGGUAGCCAUUGUUUCAGCUUGCAACCAUGGAUGUUUAGUUGAAGAAGGGAACGGAUGGUUCAAACCAAUGGAGAAAUACGAGUUCACUCCCAAUGAAAGAAGCUGAAUGCUAGAUUGAUUGAGUGCUUCAUGCCAUACGAGCUAGGCCAGUUGGAUAACACUCGGUUCCUUUCGAUCUAUUCACGCGUGGAUAUGCUAAAGAUGUGAGGAAGGCGGAGAAGGUGAAAGAUAAGGCGAUUGAGAUGGAGCCGUGGAAUGAUGGAAUAUAUGUAAUGUUAAGGAAUUUGAAUGUGAGAGAGGGAAGAUGGAUGGAUGUUAAAGAAAUGAAGGGAUUGAUGAGAGAAAUGGGGGCAAAGAAAGAGGCAGCUUGAAUGAAGUAGAGGGUAAGGUUUGGGAAUAUGAAGCCGCAAGUGGUAUGGUGAAUCAUCAUUUAGAGGAGAUUUAUUUACUAAAUCCGCCUUUAGUUGGUGUAUUCAAUUGGUUGUCGACAACCACUAAUCAUUCUUUAAGGUCCUUCCAUAACUGUUAAUGCAUUUAGUUGCUAAAAAAACUUAAAAAACAUUUAAUUGAAGUUAUUACCCUAAAUAGGAGUAAAAUAGUAAGAAAGUUCCAAAAUAGGAGUUCCUAAUGAUUUAUUUCCUGAAUGAGAGCUAUUAAUUGACUGCUCCCAUUUUUUUCUUAAAGGAAAAUAAAGUUAUAAAUAAAUAUCAAACGAACCAAAAGUUACAAAGAACCAAUAGUUAAAAACGCUCCACCUAUCUUCCAACAAACUCCAUCUACACUCGAUCAAGAGACGCCCUUAAUUAGAUCAGAUGCUGAGAUGGUCACACCCAAAGAAGUAGCACGAAUCGCUAACCACCAAAUGGGCAACAUAGAGUUCCACUUAUACCCUUUGUACACCACAUCUGGUGCAGUAAUAUAUUGAUAUACAGUUGUACUCCUACGUGUAGCAUUUGUCAAUAAAUAAACCAGACUUUCAUUAAUGGUACUUUUGUGUACUCCUACGGAACAUUAAGGUCUUAUGUUUGCACUUUUGUCAUCUUUUAGUCUUAGUUAGAGAAUUGUCUCAUUUAAUUGCUAUAAAUGGGACCGUAAUAUGUAGAGGCAAGAUAUAGUGAUUUAUGUUUUCCCUUUUUCCAUAAUCCACAUAAUUACUUAAGAAUGUAUUACGUAUUGCGGACUCCUUAUUAUUAGGAAUAUUAUUUAUGUUAUUCUUGUUUAGUUAUUCAGUCCGUGUUGGACUUAUUUAGCAAGAUAGAUUAAUUUCAAUAGGACUCUGUUUCGUUUUGGACCUAUAAAUGUAUGGCUCGGCAGAUAUAAUAAAGGGGGAGAUGGUUGGACAGUGAUUUUCAUGGUAUCAGAGCCUGCGCUCAAUUGAGCGUGAAUACGACGUAAAUAUGUCCAAUGAAAAAGAUAGUAGCGAUAGUGAUGAUGGCGACGCUGCUCCUAAGAAAAUAGAUUACACCUCGCCUUUCUUCCUCGGACCACAAGACCGACCCGGAGACUAUAUUACUCCGGUACGUCUUAAUGGUGAAAAUUACGAUGAAUGGGCCGGAUCAGUUCGUUUAGCGCUGCGUGCACGACGUAAAUUCGUGUUUGUUGAUGGAACCAUUCUCACAUAUGAAGAUCAAUGUACAGAAGAUGAUUGGAUGACCAUACAUUCAAUGCUUGUUUCUUGGUUGAUGAACGUGAUUACACCAGAUGUUCGACGCACACUUUCUCAGUACGAGGAUGCCAAGCUUCUGUGGGAUGAUUUGAAAGAAAGGUUUGCUGUUGUUGAUGGACCAAAAAUUCAUCAACUAAAAGUGAAUAUCGCAAGAAGUGAGCAGAAUGCGUCCAUGACCAUCGGAAAUUACUACGGUCAGCUAAAGGUUUGGUGGGAUGAACUUAACAAUUACGAACCUUUGCUGACAUGUAAGUGUGGUAAAUGUACGUGCAAACUUGGUGAACAACAUGCUAAACGAAGGGAAAACGAGAGGUUUCAUCAUUUCAUGAUGGGGCUUUCCUCGGAAUUGUAUGGACAGUUGCGGUCAACGUUACUUUCUCAAGUACCUUUGCCCAAUUUGAAUAGAGCUUAUCACCAGGUUGUUCAGGAAGAAAGGGUACGUACUACCGUACAACGAAAGGAAGAAAAACAAGAUGUUAUGAGCUUUGCAGUUAAUACCCAGAACCGAAGUCCAAGGAAGGCAAUACAAAAUGACAAAUCUGGUCUGGUGUGUACUCAUUGUAAAUUUCCGGGCCAUGAGGUAACUGGCUGCUUUCAGCUCAUCGGUUACCCCGAAUGGUGGGGAGAUCGUCCACGGGGUAAUAGUAAGCAUGCCGGGAAGGGAAAAACUUCUGCCGGAAGAGGGAAUACAUCUGUACAAGCACAUGCAACGGCAACAACUGAGCAGUCUGGAUAGAUCACUCCAGAUCAAAGGAAUAACAUUCAAACUCCUUCACUCGCGCUUCCGAGUUUUACCGCUGAACAGUGGAAAGCCUUGACAGCAGCAUUCGGUAAUACAAACUCACAUACUGACCGUAUGACAGGUAAAUUUAAUCCUUCUUUAUGGAUACUUGAUACCGGAGCCACGAAUCAUGUCACCGGUAAUAUUGAAUAUUUAACAAAUGUGUCCACUGUUCGAGAUUGUCCAGUAAAUCUGCCCAAUGGUCAGAGUGUGAUAGCGACAAAGGAGGGCACCGUAAUUCUGUCUGAUGCAAUCUCUCUGACAAAUGUUCUUUAUGUGCCAAAUUUGUGUUGUAAUCUGAUUUCGGUGUCUCAGCUUACGGAUGAUAUGGAAUGUUUUGUUCAAUUUGUCACUAAUAUUUGUGUUAUACAGGACCAACGCUCGAGGAGGCUGAUUGGAACGGGUGAAAGGCGGAAUGGACUGUACUACUUUAAGGAAGUUCCAAAACAGUGUGUGGUCAAUGGGAUUGAAGUCUCCGCUGAUUUAUGGCACAAACGUAUGGGACACCCUUCAGAGCAUGUACUCAAAACAAUUCCCUUUGUUAGAGAUCGUGUUACUUCACCUUGUGAUAUUUGUUUUCGUGCUAAACAAACUCGUCAUUCUUUUCCUUUAAGUGAUAAUAAAGCUUUAGCUAUGUUCGAUUUGGUUCAUUUGGAUUUGUGGGGGCCUUAUCAAACUGUUUCUACUAGUGGUGCUAAAAGUUUUCUCACUAUUGUUGAUGAUUUCUCCUGUGCCGUUUGGAUUUAUUUGUUGAUGGACAAAAAGGAAGUGUAUGCCCAAUUCAUGUCUUUUAUUGCUAUGGUGCAAUGUCAAUUUUCUAAGAAAAUACAACGUGUCCAAAGUGAUAAUGGAACGGAGUUUUUUGGCCUUAAAAAAUAUUUUCAUCACCAUGGAAUUAUUUUUGAAACUUCUUGUGUGGGGACACCGCAACAAAAUGGGAGGGUGGAACGUAAACACAGGCAUAUUUUAAAUAUUGCACGUGCUUUGCGUUUCCAAGGCAAUUUACCUAUACAAUUCUGGGGAGAGUGCAUAUUAACUGCUGGAUAUUUGAUUAAUCGCACUCCCUCAAAAAUAUUGGAUGGAAAAACUCCUUUUGAGAUGUUGUAUAAUCAAGCUCCUCGUUAUGAUAAUAUACGGAUUUUUGGUUGUUUAUGCUAUGCUCAUAAUCAACGGACCAAGGGUGAUAAGUUUGCUUCCAGGAGUCGUAAAUGUAUAUUUUUAGGCCACCCUUUUGGAAAAAAAGGUUGGAGAUUGUUUGAUCUAGAAACUUCAGAGAUAUUUAUUUCACGUGAUGUUAAGUUCUUUGAAAACAUAUUCCCCUUUUUCGACUCCAAUGCACGAUCUACACCAAAUAUUUCCUUGGAUGAUACUUUGCAUAUUCCCUCCACUGAAGUGUUUGAGUUGACCUAUGAUACUCCUCCUUACCCGGAAGCAUUAAGUUCUACACCUCCUAUUGCUUCUACAGUACCUGCUAGUGUUCAGCCGCCUACUUCAGAAGCCACCCAUGCUGCGCCAGACUCACCACUAAUUGAGGUUCCACUUCGACGCAGUGAACGAACCAAGUUGCCAUCUGUAAAGCUAAAAGACUACGUGACACACACUGUGCUUCCUCAACGUCCACCUGCUUCUCACUCGAACCAACAGUUAUCCUCAGGUAAUCCUUUUCCUAUAACACAUUAUAUUACGUGUGACAAGUUUUCUUCCAAACAUGUGCAGUUUCUUGCUGCUGUUACUAGUGGUCGUGAACCACGUACCUUUCGCGAAGCCAUGAGUGACCCAGGCUGGCGCCAAGCCAUGCAAACUGAAAUUAAAGCAUUGGAAGAUAAUGGAACCUGGGAGUUGACAGCUCUUCCUUCUGGAAAGAAAGCUUUGGGGAGCCGAUGGGUAUACAAGAUAAAAUAUCACGCUGAUGGUAGAAUUGAACGUCUUAAAGCUCGUUUGGUGGUGCUCGGGAAUCAUCAGGUAGAAGAUGAAGAGGUGUACAUGAAAUGUCCUCCGGGUUUCUCUGUCUCCUCCAAUCAGGUGUGUCGCUUGCGUAAAUCUCUCUAUGGAUUAAAACAGGCCCCUCGAUGCUGGUUUGCAAAAUUGGUGGCUGCUCUUCAUGCGUAUGGGUUUGUUCAAUCUUGUGCUGACUAUUCUCUUUUUACGUGUUCCCGGGGUGGGACACAAGUAAAUGUGCUAGUUUACGUGGACGAUUUAAUUAUUUCUGGCAAUAAUUCUACUACAAUUUCCAUGUUUAAGAAUUAUUUGCAUUCAUGUUUUCACAUGAAGGAUUUGGGUGUGCUCAAAUAUUUUUUGGGCAUUGAAGUUGCUCGUAGCCCGGAUGGAUUAUUUCUCAGUCAACGUAAAUAUACGUUGGAUAUUAUCACUGAAUCAGGGUUGCUAGGUGCCAAACCUGCUGCCACGCCUAUUGACAUUAAUCAUUGUUUGGCUCGGUCCAAUAGUGAUCUCCUGGCCGACCCGCUGCCAUAUAGACGAUUACUUGGUCGUCUGAUUUAUUUAGCCGUGACACGGCCUGAUUUAUCCUACUCUAUUCAUCUUUUAUCCCAGUUUAUGCAGAGUCCUAAAACUGACCAUUGGUUGGCUGCUCUACGUAUUGUUCGCUAUUUGAAAGGGACACCCGGUCAAGGAAUUUUGCUUCGAUCCGAUAGUGCUCUUUCUCUCACUGGAUGGUGUGAUUCCGAUUGGGCAGCUUGUCCCAUUACUCGCCGGUCUAUUUCAGGAUGGAUUGUUUUCCUGGGUCAUUCUCCUAUUUCAUGGAAAACCAAGAAACAAGUCACGGUUGCACGUUCUUCGGCAGAAGCUGAAUAUCGUUCUAUGGCUGCAGCUACUUGUGAAUUGAAGUGGCUCAAAGCUUUACUCUUGAGUCUGGGAGUUCAUCACCCCCAAACCAUUCCUCUCUUAUGCGAUAGUCAGUCUGCUCUUCAUAUUGCACAAAAUCCAGUUUUUCAUGAACGUACUAAGCAUAUUGAAAUGGACUGUCAUUUUGUUCGUGAUGCCAUUCAGGACCGCCUUAUUGCUCCUUCUUAUGUUCCCACCACUUAUCAGCUCGCAGAUAUUUUUACCAAAGCAUUGGGGAAGACUCAAUUUCAGUUUCUACUCCGCAAGUUGGGCAUUUGUAAUCCUCAUGCUCCAACUUGAGGGGGGGUAUUACGUAUUGCGGACUCCUUAUUAUUAGGAAUAUUAUUUAUGUUAUUCUUGUUUAGUUAUUCAGUCCGUGUUGGACUUAUUUAGCAAGAUAGAUUAAUUUCAAUAGGACUCUGUUUCGUUUUGGACCUAUAAAUGUAUGGCUCGGCAGAUAUAAUAAAGGGGGAGAUGGUUGGACAGUGAUUUUCAGAAUGAUAAUUUAAUUAAUUUGACAAUGACAGUAUCGAAGAAUGUAAAAGAAAUGAGACACUUAGAGGGUGUUUGGAUCUGAUUCUUAAAACUGCUUCCGUUCCUUCAGGAAGCAGAAGCAGAAGUUGGAGUGUUUGGACGAAAGUGCAGAAGUGAUUCUACAUGCAUUAGAUACAACUUAACAUUGAAAACAUUACUUAACAAAGUCCGCCCGUAUAACGUGACUGGAUCUUGAUGUGAUUAUGUAUUACGUAGUUAGAACAUCAUUAGAUAGAGAUUUGAUCUUCCUUCAUUUCACUUGGCAGGCUGCGAUGGAGAUUUGGAGCACAAGUCGCAGCACCACAUUGUGGGAGCACCAACCAAAUACCAAAAUAGAUCGUCCAUGCUGCAUGUUUAAGCAAUCCAAAUCACAUAAUCCACGUUAUUUUGGCAACAAAGGUAGGGAGUUGAUGAACUGUUAUGUACAAAUGUGUGUCAAGUCUGUACAAAUUUUGUAUACACAAAAAAUUGUUGUAUAUAUGUUGCUUACUGACAAUAUUUCCAACAUGCACUACACCCCCUUGACUUGCUUUGCAUGAAACAAUACUUUUUUUCCCCCAAUGUGGAGUUUGUUGUGGGAUAACCUUCAAUUUUGCAGUCCAAAAAAAG
Messenger RNA from Cuscuta europaea, 7463 nucleotides. NCBI's taxonomy places the organism in Eukaryota, Viridiplantae, Streptophyta, Magnoliopsida, Solanales, Convolvulaceae. The record is from the annotation of a GenBank genome assembly.